UUGUCCGAAUGACAACAGUCGUCGCCGGCGUCUCUUCACGAGAGCGUUACGCUGCAGGACCAAGCUUUUCCUGACUUAAAUCUCGGACUCCCGUUUUCGGCAUUGAGGAUCAUGGGUUGCGAAGAGGAGGUCCUCCGCAUCAAGAAGAAGCUGGACAAGAUGACGUCCAGCGAUGGUGACCAAACACAGGCACUAGAAAUUUUGAAAGUGCUGCAGGGACUCCCAAUAAACUUUCAGGUGCUGUCCAAAACACGUAUCGGGAUGACUGUGAACGCUCUGCGCAAAGCCUCUUCAGACGAGGAAGUAAUAUCUACAGCCAAACAACUCAUUAAGAAUUGAAAGAAAUUUGUUCCGGACAAAAAGGAUGAUGAUGAUAAAGAUGGAAAGGAGGAGAAGAAGAAAGAGAAAGAGGAUAAGGAAAAGAAAAGCGCCAGCAAUGGUAACAGUAGUAGCAGUAGCAGUGGUAAUUCAAAACCAGUUACAUUCCCCAAUGCAGCUCCACCCACAACUGAUUCUUUGCGACUCAAAUGCCGUGAGAUGAUAGCUAAUGCGUUAAAAUCAACUGAGGUGCCUGAAGAUGCCAUAGCCACCCCUGAAUAUCUGGCAGAGCAGAUAGAAGGUGCAAUUUAUCAAGAAUUUGGCAACACAGACGCGGGUUACAAAAAUCGCUUACGCUCACGUGUAUACAACCUCAAAGAUUCUAAGAACCCACAGCUCCGUGAAAAUGUACUGCGUGGUGCUAUAGCCCCCCAGAGAAUUGCAGUUAUGACAUCUGAUGAAAUGGCAAGUAAUGAAAUGAAAGCACUUCGAGAGAAGUUCACAAAGGAGGCUAUUGAUGAUCAUCAGUUAGCUGUUGCACAGGGUACCAAGACAGACUUGCUUAAAUGUGGAAAAUGCGGCCAGCGAGAUUGUACUUACAACCAGAUGCAGACAAGAAGUUCUGAUGAACCUAUGACCACAUUUGUGCUUUGCAAUCACUGUGGUAAUCGUUGGAAAUUCUGCUGAGGAGCUUGAACCAAGUGUCAUCUUAUAAGCUCCACCUCUUCAAUGCUCCUCAAUAGAGAGAUAUUGAUUUUGAUAUGUUCAUCUAAAGGAGACAAAUUGUGAUUUUAUGUUACAUAGAUAUUUUUCUUUGCUCUUUUUAAUUAGAAAUGUUAAGUGCAUCUUUUAACCCACCUUUUCAUUUUGACAGUGGUGAAUUACUAUUUGUCUAAAAGUAUGGCAUAACUGACUUCAGCACUGGAAUUACUUUGGUUUUGUAGUAGCCAGGAUUAGUAAACAGUUUUUGUUUACCGUGCACUUUUCUUGUCAGUAUCAUGUGUUUAUUCUGGUACUACAGAUUAUAUCUAUAUUAUUACAAUAACUAUGUUUCUUAGUUUGUAAAUUAAUAAUCUAGCUUAACUUUCAACCAGUCAUAGGGCUAAUGAUUAACAUCUUGUUCAUAAAUUUUGGCAAGUUAACCAGAUUGUCAUGAAGGUUGUAUGUCAACAAAAUACAAUUCGAUAAUAAGCAGUUGUCAAUGGUUGGAUAGAAUUUUUUUGUCUGCGAGAAAUCUAUACAUUUCACUGUACUGUAUAGUAUCUUAGUGGUCAUGGUUAUCCGACAGAGGAAGAUAGAAGUUAUUGUUGCAAAGUACAGAUAUUAAUUAUUUUUGUAUUUGGAGAUUUACUUUCAUUAGUUUUAAAAAUUGUUUACACCAUUUGAAUUUGAUGUUUGACAUUGCAGUCAUAGAGUAAUAAUUACUGUGCAGUCUUUGCAAACUAUGCUAUAUAACAUGUUCAGAUGUGAACUGCAAUAUGUUAAUGUAAAUAAUAGCAAAUGUGAAGAUCCUUGCAACAUAUGACUUUAUCUCCUGAUACAAGCAUUUCAUGAAACUGUUUUAUUCAAAGAUAAAUGAAUUUAUCUUUCACUUUGCUGUGUCACCAUGUUGUUUAUAUUUUUUUUCCAUUAGUGCUGUUAAUAUUUUUUUUCUACUUUGCUCUCAAAGAUGUGUUAACCAUGUUAUCGUCUGGUAAAUUACCAAAUUCAUUGCUCUGUUUAGUAGAUGCUGUAGUUUGACUUUUGUAUUUGGAUUAUGAGUUUUGUAUUAUAUAGUUGUUAGUAAUGUUACAUUAAAAACUUGUGUUUUAUUUAUUUGAUUAUUGCACACUUUUCAUGGUUGAUCAUUUUGAGCGACUUUUAUUAAUAUGUUUUUAAUAAAAUUGAAAGCUUUUGUGCUUAUAAAUAAUAUACAAGUAAAGUGUUCUCGUAAAAUACAAGUGUACCUGUA
Molecule: messenger RNA, 2269 nt
Organism: Macrobrachium nipponense
Lineage: Eukaryota; Metazoa; Arthropoda; Malacostraca; Decapoda; Palaemonidae
Gene: TfIIS
Product: transcription elongation factor S-II-like
Exons: 8
Biological process (GO): DNA-templated transcription; transcription elongation by RNA polymerase II
Cellular component (GO): nucleus
Molecular function (GO): zinc ion binding; nucleic acid binding
Source: RefSeq, a predicted model, not a curated record